Messenger RNA from Ictalurus furcatus (blue catfish), 3315 nucleotides. It is a transcript of the gene stk11, whose product is annotated as serine/threonine kinase 11. The transcript is spliced from 11 exons. Gene Ontology annotation, cellular component: cytoplasm. The record is from RefSeq and is a predicted model, not a curated record. The coding region runs from base 1141 to 2469 and encodes 442 amino acids. Gene Ontology annotation, biological process: establishment of cell polarity; glucose homeostasis; regulation of cell growth. NCBI's taxonomy places the organism in Eukaryota, Metazoa, Chordata, Actinopteri, Siluriformes, Ictaluridae. Gene Ontology annotation, molecular function: ATP binding; protein kinase activator activity; protein serine/threonine kinase activity.
AGUGUAAAUAUAAAAGUAAAUGUAACAUUAAGGAGAUGUAAAGGGGAAAGUGACUUGUAGUAGGUGUAAAUGGGAGUGUAAAGGGGAAAGUGACAUGUAGUAGGUGUAAAUGGGAGUGUCAGAUGUAGUGUAAAUAUAUAAAGGGGUGUAACGUGUAGAGGAAGUGUCACUGGAAGUGUACAUGUAGCGUAGAUAAAAGGGUACGCGUAACAGGUAGAGAAAGUGUAAACGGGAGUGUAAAAUGUAGAGUAAACAUAAAGGGGAGUGUAACUUGCACAGAAACUGUAAAUAAGGACGAACGCUAGCGCUCUGACGCAAGUUGGCAUUUAGCAGCGCGCUGAGAGGGACGGGGGGAGGUAAACAAGAUGGCGGCUACCUUGAAUCAGCUGCAGCAUUAGGAUAAGAGCAGAGGAGAUCUAUGACUGCGGUGACAACACGCAUAAGAGAGACAAACCGGACUACACUUAGUAUUUACACUUAUUAGUAUUACGACCCAAGGUUUCUUGCUUUUGUUGGACUGGGAUUUGCAGUGCUGGGGGGAAAAAAUCAGUCCCAAGAGGAUAAAGAAUAGCUUUUAUUAACCUGGACCUACUCGUAUCAGUAUGAAGAUGCAUCACAGCACGAUGGACCUGAUGCUCUAGAGAACGUUUUGUUAUCCAGUGGGAAAAGCCUGUGUACCCAAGACAGACGGCGUCACAAUUUCUGUACUGAUUUGCUUUGUACUGGCUAUGUUGGCCGAGAUGAGUAGGGGUCCAGUCAUUCCAAAUGUAGGCUAAUGCCUGCCUCUGAUUGGACAGUGUAUUUUGAAUACAAGAGGCCAGUGUUCAGUAAAGUCUGGUGACUUUUUUUUUUCCCUUCUUAGUUUGUUUUUUGUUUUGUUUUUUGCACUGGACCUUUGGCCCUGCACCGUCUACCGGUACCCUUGCACUCUUUGCUACUUAUGUUUACAUCCUUGUUCUACCUGAGCCCACGUAAAAGCAGCACCAUUGUUGCAAUCAAGUAUCGAUUCUUUCAGAUGCUGUUUUACUAGGUUACAAAUUUUUUUUCCCUCAGCCAAUCACAAUUGGAGAUACAGGCCACAUCUCCUUGUAGCGCUUAGGGAGUAAGCGAGCGAAAGAGAAAGGCAGGCUGCAAGAGAAGAUGAGUGUCGGGGAUCUUCAGCACUCGGGCUACCUGACCGAUAACGAGCUCAUGGGCAUGGACACUUUCAUCCACCGCAUAGACUCCACUGAAGUGAUCUACCAGCCACGGCGCAAGCGCGCCAAGCUGAUCGGGAAGUACCUGAUGGGCGACCUGUUGGGCGAGGGAUCUUACGGCAAGGUGAAGGAGAUGCUGGACUCUGAGACUCUGUGUCGGCGAGCUGUGAAGAUCCUCAAGAAGAAGAAGCUGAGGAGAAUCCCUAAUGGAGAGGCCAAUGUGAAAAAGGAAAUUCAGCUGCUAAGAAGACUACAGCAUAAAAAUGUGAUCCAGUUGGUGGAUGUAUUGUACAAUGAAGAGAAGCAGAAAAUGUAUAUGGUAAUGGAGUACUGCGUUUGUGGCAUGCAGGAAAUGUUGGACAGUGUUCCAGAGAAAAGGUUUCCAGUAUUUCAAGCUCACGGGUACUUUUGCCAACUUUUGGAUGGCCUUGAAUAUUUGCACAGCCAGGGAAUCGUUCACAAAGACAUUAAACCAGGGAAUUUGCUGCUGACCACGGAUGGCGCUUUAAAGAUCUCCGACUUGGGCGUUGCAGAGGCUCUUCACCCGUUUGCGGAGGAUGACACGUGUCGAACGAGUCAGGGCUCGCCGGCUUUCCAGCCACCUGAGAUCGCCAAUGGCUUGGACACCUUUUCAGGGUUUAAAGUGGACAUCUGGUCCGCAGGGGUUACACUAUACAACAUAACGACGAGCCUGUAUCCGUUCGAGGGGGAUAACAUCUAUAAGCUCUUUGAGAACAUUGGAAAGGGAGAUUACACUAUUCCAGAGGAUUGUGGGCCGCAGCUGACCGACCUGUUGAGAGGAAUGCUCGAAUACGAUCCUGUAAAGAGAUUCUCAAUACAGCAAAUUAGGCAGCACAAUUGGGUGAGGAAGAAACACCCACCUUCAGAGCCACCUGUGCCUAUCCCACCCAGCGCUGAGACCCGUGACAUUUGGAGGAGCAUGACGGUGGUGCCCUACCUGGAAGAUCUCCAUGGUUACGGUGAAGAGGACGAGGACGACGAGAUGUUUGACGCCGAGGAUGACAUUAUCUAUACUCAGGAUUUCACAGUGCCAGGGCAGGUGGAAGAGGAGGAGGAAGAAGAGGAAGAGGAGGAAGAGUGUGGUGCGGUGCGGAGCCGUGCCGCAGUGAAGCCGGUUUGUGUGAACGGGACAGAACCGGCAGCACUGAAACCCAAAUCAGACCGGCGUUCCAGCUCCUCGUCAAACCCCUCACGCAAGGGCAUGUCCACAGCCAGCAAGAUCCGCAAACUCUCCACCUGCAAACAGCAAUGACCACGCCCCCUCUCCUCUGCCCCGCCCACCUGCCUCUCUCUCUCUCUGUACAGGUUUGUUAUUUUUCCCGUCCUCUGUUUUGGAUUCCCAGCCAUGAAAACAUGCCACAGUUGCUGACCCACACUUCACCAUGGACUAUGAGCCCUAACGGAAACGAUGGCAGGAAGUGUGGAUGUGUGACUCUUUUCGAGGUCUUUCCCUGGAAAGGACUGACUGAUUUGGGGAUGCUGUAUAAAGGAGGAAACUCCUGUUUUUUUUCCCCCCUUCCCUGGUUACAUAUUUUCCUCUCGCUCUCUGUCUCUCUCUGUGAGGCUUUCUUAGAUUCAUUCUGUUGAACUCACCCUCGUUCUCUCUCUCUCCCCACCAUGCUGCAAACCCCCCAUUUUAUCCCAGAUCUCUACCCAAAGGCGUGUGGCCGGUUUUGUGUCACCCCCUACCCCCCUCGUGCCGGGCUCUUGUAGUCCAUGAAAUCUGACCUCAAUGUUUAGUUCUUUAGGUGAUCUUUUAAUUUUACAGUAAUUAAAUGCAGUUUAAGGUGCACAUGGAGUUUAUGUAAAAGAAUGGCAUAAAGGACAAAAGAUAUCAGUUAUUAUAUAGAAGCCAUGGUGAGAAUGCUGAAGAUAAAAUUAUACCCAUAAGAAUAAAAACUGCAUGCUGUGAAGAGCUUUUGGGGGGAAAAAGGGGUAUGAUCUGAUCUGUACAGGCAAAUGUAUCGAUGCCUGCUCAGUGCAGGAAGGUUUGGUUAGUUUUGUUUUGUUUUACACUAGGCUUUUGUUUUGUUCAUUUUUUUUCCAAUAAAUAUUUUUUAAUUAUUAUUUAUAUAAAACAUCUCCCAACCAAACCAAA